Penicillium crustosum is the source of this 405-nucleotide messenger RNA. RefSeq names its product putative ubiquitin conjugating enzyme. Gene Ontology annotation, cellular component: endoplasmic reticulum; cytosol. Lineage: Eukaryota; Fungi; Ascomycota; Eurotiomycetes; Eurotiales; Aspergillaceae. Bases 1 to 405 code for a protein of 134 amino acids. The transcript is spliced from 3 exons. The record is from RefSeq and is a predicted model, not a curated record.
AUGGCGACUUCUCCCGCCGGGCGCAUGCUGUCCCGCCAACUGCAGCAGAUGCAGUCCGAUAAGGACAUUCCCGGCAUUAGUUGCGGCUUGGUUGAUAACAACGUUUUUGAAUGGGAAGUUAUGCUCAUGAUAUCGGAUGAUGUGAAGCUGUAUGGUGGUGGUUUCUUCCGGGCUCGUCUCUCUUUCCCAACAGAAUAUCCUCACCGGCCACCAAAGAUGAAGUUUGAAUCUCCUAUCUUCCAUCCAAAUAUUUAUGAGAAUGGUGACGUCUGCAUUUCCAUUCUGCACCCACCCGAGGAGGACAAGUACGGCUAUGAAUCGGCCGCGGAACGUUGGUCUCCCGUGCAAACCCCCCGAGACGAUCCUACUCUCCGUCAUUUCCAUGCUUUCCAGCCCCAACGAUGA